CCCGAUGUCCUGCUCCAGGGCAACGGGAUCCUCCUGGAGCACUUCUCCAGUGCCACCCCCUCCGCAGGGGUCCCAACCACGGUCACCGUGCCCAUCCGAGAGGGCGCCUGGCGCCGCGCGGACGGGCACGAUGCCACCCGCGAGCACCUCCUGAUGGCCCUGGCCGACGUGGACCUGCUCAUGAUCCGGGCAUCCUACUCAGAGCAGCCGGAGCAGAGCAGCCUGGCCGACGUCAGCCUGGACGUGGCAGUGCCCCACGCCACCGGCCGCCCGCCCGCGCUGGAGGUGGAGGAUUGCGCCUGCCCACCCGGGUACCGCGGGGCCUCCUGCCAGGACUGUGACACCGGCUACACCCGCAGCAGCGCCGGGCUCUACCUGGGCACCUGCGAGCCGUGCCAGUGCCACAGCCACGCCAGCGAGUGCCACCCCGACACCGGCGUCUGCCAGGGCUGCCGGGAUCACACGGAGGGACCGCGCUGUGACAAGUGCCAGCCCGGCUACUACGGCGAUGCCACCCGGGGCACCCCAGGCGACUGCCAGCCCUGUCCCUGCCACGGGCCCCAUGGGGACUCCCAGGUGACCAAGAUCUGCUUUGAGGACACGGACGGGCAGCCCACCUGCAGCGCCUGCGCCCCAGGGCACAGCGGGCGCCUCUGCGAGAGGUGCUUGCCCGGGUACGUGGGGGACCCUCCACGGGGACAGCCAUGCCAAGUGCCCAGCGUCCCUGGGGGGCAGUGCCAGUGUGACCCCCGUGGCAGCACCGGCGAGGGCUGCGAUGCCAGCGGGCAGUGCCGCUGCAAGGCCAACGUGGAGGGUCCCCACUGUGCCACCUGCCGUGCCCACCACUUCCACCUGAGCGCGGCCGAGCCGGCCGGGUGCCUGCCCUGCUUCUGCAUGGGCAUCGUGCAGCACUGCGCCAGCACCGGCCUGGCCCGCGGCACUGUCCAGACGCCCUUUGCUCCAGGGGAUGCCCAGGGGUUCGCCCUGGUGAACCGGCAGCGCAGCACCCGCGUGGGCAGCGGCUUUGGGGUCCAGCCGGGCACCCCCCACCCUGUGCUGACCUACGAGCGCUUCGGGGAGCUGCCCCCUGACUCCUACUACUGGCAGCUGCCACCCCCCUACCAGGGGGACAAGGUGGGCUCCUAUGGUGGGCGGCUGCGCUACACCCUCACCUACACCCCGGGGGGCCCGGGAGCCCCCCAGCCCGACGCCGACAUCCAGAUCACGGGCAACGACAUCACGCUGGUGGCCCAUCAACCCGACCUGCCCCCGCGGACCCCCCAGGCCUUCGAGAUCAUUUUCCGGGAGGGUGACCCCACGGUGCGCGGGCAGGGCUGUGUCCCCGCGGGCCCCCCGCCCGCCCUGGCCGUGCGGGUGCACCCCCCACGCACGGCGGUGCCGCGGGGCAGCGCCGUCACCCUGCGGUGCCAGGCCACGGGAGAACCCCCCCUCUACUACCACUGGGUACGGGAGGACGGCAGAGCCCUCCCCGAGGGCGCCCAGAGCCGCCGACAAGGCGAGGAGCUGCACUUCCCCAGCAUCCAGCCCUCGGAGGCCGGAGUGUACGUGUGCUCCUGCCGCAACCUCCGGCACAGCAACGCCAGCCGCGCCGAGGUCAUCGUCACCGAGACCCCCGACAAGCCCAUCACGGUCACCGUGGAGGAGAAGCGGGUGCAGCGGGUACAGCCGGGCGCCGACGUCACCUUCGUCUGCACCGCCAAGAGCAAGUCCCCUGCCUACACCCUGGUGUGGACGCGGCAGAACCACGGGACGCUGCCCGCGGGCGCCGUGGACUUCAACGGGAUCCUGACGCUGCGCGGGGUGCGGCCCCAGGACGCCGGGGUCUACGUGUGCACCGGCUCCAACAUGCUGGACAUGGACCAGGGCACCGCCACACUCUACGUCCAGGCCGCCUCGAAGACCCAGAUGUUUUACGGCCCCGUGGAGUUCAUGGAGGGGCACAGACCGGCCGGCACCGCCGCCGCCCCCACCGCCAGCGUGGAGCCGGCGCAGCUGAGCGUGGCACCGGGGCAGCCGGCAGAGUUCCGCUGCGUGGGCACCGGCAACCCCGCGCCCACCCUCGAGUGGCUCGGAGCGCUGCCGCCGCAGGCCGUGGUGCAGGGCGGGACGCUGCGGUUCGGCGCUGUGGAACCCGCCGACGAGGGGCACUAUGAGUGCCGGGCACGCAGCAGCGCCGGGCAGCACACGGCGCGGGGGUACCUGCACGUGCAAGCCCCAGGCAACACCACCCCCCUGCGCAUCGACUCCCCGUCCUCCGCCGUGGUCGAGGGACAGACCCUGGACCUCAACUGUGUCAUCGCCAGUGGCCCUGCCCAGGCCACUGUCACCUGGUACAAGCGCGGGGGGACCCUCCCGGCCAAGCACCAGGUGUCUGGCUCCCGGCUGCGGCUGCUGCAGGUGACGGCGGCCGACUCGGGCGAGUACGUGUGCCGGGUGACCAGCGGGGCCACCACCAAGGAAACCUCCAUCAUGGUGACCAUCCAGCCCAGCGGGGCUGGUGCCUACCCCCCGGGUAACACGACCCCCCUGCGCAUCGAGUCGUCAUCCCUGUCAUCCCCCGUGACCGAGGGACAGACCCUGGACCUCAACUGUGUCAUCGCCAGCCCUACCCAGGCCACUGUCACCUGGUACAAGCGCGGGGGUUCCCUCCCGGCCAAGCACCAGGUGUCUGGCUCCCGGCUGCGGCUGCUGCAGGUGACAGCGGCCGACUCGGGCGAGUACGUGUGCCGGGUGACCAGCGGGGCCACCACCAAGGAGAUCUCCAUCAUGGUGACCAUCCAGCCCAGCGGGGCCGGCGCCUACCCUGCUGGUGUCACCCCCCCUGUGCGCAUCGAGUCCUCGUCCUCCUCUGUGGCCGAGGGACAGACCCUGGACCUCAACUGCAUCGUGGCCGGGCAGGGACAGGCCACUGUCACCUGGUACAAGCGCGGGGGGUCCCUUCCGGCCAAGCACCAGGUGUCGGGCACCCGCCUGCGCAUCCCGCAGGUGACGGCGGCCGACUCGGGCGAGUACGUGUGCCGGGUGACAUCGGGCAGUGCCACACAUGAGACGUCCCUCAUCGUCACCAUCCAGACCGGCGCUGGCUCCUCUUACGCUGUCGGUGUCACGCCGCCGGUGAGGAUCGAGACCUCCUCUGCUGCCGUCACCGAGGGACAGACCCUGGACCUCAACUGCAUGGUGGCAGGACAGGGUCACCCCCAUGUCACCUGGUACCGGCGCGGGGGGGCCCUGCCCCCCAACAGCCAGGUGUCGGGGACCCGCCUGCGCCUCGCCCAGGUGGCGGUGGCCGAUUCAGGGGAGUACGUGUGCCGGGUGACCCUGGGCAGCGUCACGCAGGAGGCGUCUGUCAUUGUCACCGUGCCCAGCAGCGCCGGCACCUACUACCCCUCUGGUGCCUCCCAACCCCUCCGCAUCGAGUCCUCGUCCUCGGCCAUCGCCGAGGGACAGACCCUGGACCUCAACUGCGUGGUGGCCGGGUCUGGCCCUACCACCGUGACGUGGUACAAGCGUGGGGGGUCCCUGCCCAUCGGCCACCAGGUGUCGGGCACCCGCCUGCGCAUCCCCCAGGUGACAGCGGCCGACUCGGGAGAGUAUGUGUGCCGGGUGACAUCGGGGGGCGUCACCCAGGAGACGUCCCUCAUUGUCACCAUCGAUGACGGAGCCAGCCCAUCCCACUCCUCUGCCAUCACACCGCCCAUCCGCAUCGAGUCCUCGGCGUCCUCCGUCACCGAGGGGCAGACCCUGGACCUGGACUGCCUGGUGGCUGGGGAGGGACAGGCCACCAUCACCUGGUACAAGCGUGGGGGGUCCCUCCCAGCCAAGCACCAGAUGUCGGGGUCCCGCCUGCGGCUGUCGCAGCUCUCGGUGGCCGACUCGGGGGAGUACGUGUGCCGGGCAGACACGGGCAGCGUGUUCCGCGAGGCCACCGUCGCCGUCACCGUCACCUCCCGGGACAGCUCCAGCUACCGCCUGCAGAGCCCCAUCAUCUCCAUCGACCCUCACAGCAUGGCCGUGGCACCGGGGGAAGACGCCACCUUCAAGUGCCGCGUCCACGACGGCGCCCGGCCCGUCAACGUCACCUGGCGGAUGGGACCUGGCCAGCACUUCCAAGACAAUGUGAAGAUCAGCACCAAUGGCUCCGUCAUCUCCAUCACGGGUGCCCACGUGGGCAACCAGGGUGCCUACCACUGCGUGGCCUCCAACCGCUUCGGCGUCGCCAGCAGCGUCGUCAACCUCGUGGUGCAAGGUGCCCCCACCGUGUCGGUGAUGCCACCAGGCCCCGUGACGGUGAAGGAGGGCAAAUCCCUGAGCCUGGAGUGCCUGGGGCGGGGUGAACCACGGCCGCUGGUGCGCUGGAGCCGGCUGGGCUCCCGGCAGAAGGUGGAGCACCAAACCCUGCUGCACAUGGACAGCCAGGCCAUCCUGCAGCUCUCGCCGGCCAAGCCGGAGCACGCCGGGACCUACGUGUGCACGGCGCACAGCGCGCUGGGCUCGGCGCAGGCACGGGUGGAUGUGAGCGUGGAGUCGGCGCAGCAGCGGCAACCGGGCGCCCCCGAGGUCACCGCGCCGGCCACCGUCACCGUGGUGGCCGGGGACACGGCCACGCUGCACUGCACGGCCAGAGGGGACCCGACACCGCGCAUCGAGUGGUCGAAGCUGCGGGCACCCCUGCCCUGGCAGCACCGCGUGGUCAACGGGACCCUGGUGAUCCCUCGCGCCGCGCAGCAGGACUCGGGCCAGUACAUCUGCAACGCCACCAGCCCUGCCGGCUCCUCGGAGGUCUUUGUCACCUUGGACGUGGAGACUCCUCCGUACGCCACGGUGCUCCCGGAGGAGGCGGCGGUGCGGGCGGGGGACGCGCUGCAGGUGCAGUGCCUGGCACACGGCACCCCCCCGCUGCACUACACCUGGGCCAAGGUGAACGGGAGCCUGUCGGGGCGCGUGUCCCACCGCGCCGGCCUCCUGCGCAUCAGCCCCGCCGCCCCCACCGACGCCGGUGCCUACCGCUGCCUGGUCACCAACCGCGUGGGCACCGCCGAGGCCUUCGCCCGCGUGACCGUCCACGGUGGCCCUGCUGAAGGUGUGGACAUCAGUGGCGGUCCCCUGGCAGUGCGGGUGACCCCGGGGAGCCUCGUCAAGGGGGUGGGCGGCACCGCCGAGUUUGCCUGCGCCGUGUCUGGGGACCCCCGGGCACGCGUGGAGUGGCUGAAGGAGGGCGGGGAGCUGCCCCCCACCCACAGCGUGCGGGACGGGGUGCUGCGGAUCCCGGAGCUGGCGUGGGGGGCACAGGGGGUGUACGUGUGCCGGGCCAGCGCCCCGGGCGGGCAGGCGGAGGACAGGGCCACCCUCACCAUCCAGGCUCUCCCCAGGGCCCUGAUCAACAUCCGGACGGCCGUGCAGACCGUGCUGGUGGGGACGACCGUGGAGCUGGAGUGCCUGGGCUUGGGUGAACCCCGGCCCCACGUCACCUGGAGCAAAGUGGGGGGCCGCAUCCGGCCCGGGGUGCUGGUGCAGGCUGGCACCCUCACCAUCGAGCGGGUGGAGCGGGCGGACGCGGGGCAGUACCGCUGCACCGCCACCAAUGCCGUGGGCACCGUCCAGUCCCACGUCAUCCUCCACGUGCAAGCUGCCCCCCAGAUCGCGGGGCAGCCCGAGGUGAAGGAGGUGUCCGUGGGAUCGGCGGCUGUCCUGCCGUGCCUGGCGUCCGGCUUCCCCGUGCCGGAGAUCACCUGGAGCAAGCUGGAGGGGGAGCUGCCGGCGGGCGCCAGGGUGGAGGGGAACGUGCUGACGCUGCCGGCCGUGCGGCCCGAGGACGGCGGGGUCUACACCUGCACUGCCAGCAACCACCGCGGCCAGGAGACGGCCUACUACGUGCUCAAGGUCCAGGAGCACCUGGUGCCCUAUUUCGGGCAGUCGCCCCGCUCCUUCCUCCCCCUGCCCACCAUCAAGGACGCCUACAAGAGGUUUGAGAUCCUCAUCAGCUUCCGGCCUGAUGCUGCUGAUGGGCUUCUCCUCUACAACGGGCAGCGGAAAAACAGCGGCGCCGACUUCAUCUCCUUCGGGUUGGUGGGCGGCCGCCCCGAAUUUAGGUUUGACGCCGGUUCGGGCAUGGCCACCAUCCGGCACCCCACGGCGCUGCGGCUGGGCCAGUACCACACCGUGCGGCUGCUCCGCAACCUCACCUGGGGCUCACUGGCCCUGGACGGGCACCCCCCCGUGAAUGGCACCUCCCAGGGGAAGUUCCAAGGGCUGGAUCUGAAUGAGGAGCUGUACCUGGGCGGGUACCCCGACAUCGGCGCCGUGGCCAAGACGGGGCUCAGCCGCGGCUUCAUGGGCUGCGUGCGCCAGCUCCGCAUCCAAGGGGAGGACGUGGCCUUUGGGGACAUGGACCUGCAGGCGCACGGUGUCACCAACUGUCCCACCUGCCAGGACCGGCCGUGCCAGAACGGCGGCGUGUGCCAGGACGACGAGAGUGGCACCUACAUGUGCCGCUGUCCCCACGGCUUCACCGGCAGCAACUGCGAGUACUCGCAGGCCCUGCACUGUCACCCGGAGGCCUGUGGGCCCGAUGCCACCUGUGUCAACCGGCCAGAUGGGCAGGGCUACACCUGCCGCUGCCACCUGGGCAAGAGCGGGGACAGGUGCACUGAGGGGGAGGCGGUGGAUGUGCCGUCCUUCGAGGAGGACGGAGCCUUCGUGUCGUACCCGCCCCUCACCAACGUGCACCACGAGCUGCGCGUGGAGGCCGAGUUCCUGCCGCUGGCGCCCGACGGGCUCCUGCUCUUCAGCGCCGGCAAAGCCGCCCCCGUCGAGGACUUCGUGGCCUUGGCCAUGGUCGGGGGUCACCUCGAGUUCCGCUACGAGCUGGGCUCAGGCCCGGCGGUGCUGCGGAGCGCGGGCCCGGUGGCGCUGGGACAGUGGCACUGGGUGAUGGCCGAGCGGCUGAACAAGGACGGGACCCUCGUGGUGGACGAUGCGGCCCCCGUGAAACGCUCCUCGCCCGGCAAGAGCCAGGGCCUGAACCUGCGCAGCCCCCUGUACCUGGGGGGCACCGAGCCCCCGCUGCGGCCCCCCACCAACGCCUCCUUCCGCGGCUGCAUCGGAGAGGUGUCGAUCAACGGGAAGCGUUUGGACCUGCGGGAGCGGUUCCUGCGCAGCCGGGGGGUCCGGCCCUGCGGGCAGCGAGCACCGUGUCGGCCGGGGACACGCGGCCUGCGCUGUGAGCAGGAGGAGGAGGAGGAGGAGGCCGAGGCCUGCGGGCCCUCCCGGCCCUGCCUGCACGGCGGCACCUGCGCCCACGGCUCCUGCCACUGCCCCCCCGGGCACGGCGGGGCCCGCUGCCAGCACCGUUCGGCGCUGGCAGAGCUGGAACACGACUGGCACGAGGGCAGCGGGGGCGGCGAUGCCCCAGGACAGUUCAGUGCCACGUUCCAGGACGGAUCCUACCUGGCUCUUCCCGGGCACCUCUUCCCCCGUGGCCCCCCCGAGGCGCCCGAGACCAUCGAGCUGGAGCUGCGGACGCUCAGCGCCCACGGGCUGCUGCUGUGGCACGGCAUGGAGCCCGGCGAGGGCGGCAAAGCCAAAGAUUUCCUGGGACUGGGGUUGAAGGACGGGCACCUGGUGUUCAGUUACCAGCUGGGCAGUGGCGAGGCCACCAUCGUCUCUGAGGAUCCCAUCAACGAUGGCGAGUGGCACCGGGUGACGGUGACCAGGGAGGGCCGGCGUGGGCAGCUCCAGGUGGACGGGGAGGAGCCGGUGAGUGGGGAAUCCCCCGGAUCCAACAUCAUGGCCAACACAGAGGGCGACGUCUACGUGGGCGGAGCCCCCGACCCCCACGCCCUCACCGCGGGCAAGUUCAGCUCCGGAAUCUCGGGCUGCGUGCGGGGACUGGCGCUGGAAUCCGCUGGGAUCCCCCCCCACCCCAUCGACCUGCGGCACGGCGCCGUGGCGGGGGCCCCCGUGCCCCCCUGCCCCUCCUAACGACCCCCCCGGAACACAGUUUGGGGGAAGUUGGCCGAUUUUACUCUUUUCCAAAA
This is a messenger RNA of Empidonax traillii (willow flycatcher), 8057 nucleotides long. RefSeq names its product heparan sulfate proteoglycan 2 (gene HSPG2). Gene Ontology annotation, biological process: cell-cell adhesion. The transcript has 60 exons. Lineage: Eukaryota; Metazoa; Chordata; Aves; Passeriformes; Tyrannidae. The record is from RefSeq and is a predicted model, not a curated record. The annotation marks the transcript as partial. Gene Ontology annotation, molecular function: cell adhesion molecule binding; calcium ion binding. Gene Ontology annotation, cellular component: cell-cell junction.